Messenger RNA from Rhagoletis pomonella (apple maggot), 1099 nucleotides. RefSeq lists its product as uncharacterized. NCBI's taxonomy places the organism in Eukaryota, Metazoa, Arthropoda, Insecta, Diptera, Tephritidae. The transcript has a single exon. The record is from RefSeq and is a predicted model, not a curated record. The annotation marks the transcript as partial. Gene Ontology annotation, molecular function: nucleic acid binding.
AUGCAAAAUCCAGCUGAUUGCGGAACCCGAGGCCUAACACCAGUCAGUUUAUCAAUUUUCAGGCUAUGGUGGUCCGGCCCAGAGUGGUUGCUGUCAGAUGAAGAUUCCUGGCCGAAAUUUAGCACGACUGAAUUGCACAUCAACGAAGAAAUAGCUGAAGUUAAAAGGAAGCCGCUUCAAGCAAAUUUCACGAUUUGUCAAGACUCCGUUAUUCUUCGGUACUCGUCGCUAACGAAAACCGUACGCGUUUGUGCGUACAUUCUCCGUUUCGUGCAGAAUAGCCAAGUUCAGAGCUGUGCCCGCAUAAGUGGACCCUUGUCGGUCACCGAGCUAAACCAAAGUCUAUCAGGGGUUGCCAGGCUCGUACAACAAGAAACAUUCAACACCGAAGUACACAACGUUCGCAAUAAAAAGCCUGUUCCACAUAGAAGCAAGCUUACUAGCUUAACUCCGUUUCUUGAUGAGCAGCAAAUUCUUCGUGUGCGUGGGCGAAUUCAGCGCUCUAAUCUUCCAUUUGAUCAGAAGCACCCCAUCAUUUUACCAAGUAAGCAUCAUUUCACUAGUUUGGUUAUCACUCACGCGCACUUAACUACAUUACAUGGUGGUGCGCAGCUUACCUUAACAUAUUUACGACAGCGGUUUUGGAUAAUAAAUGCCAGACGCACUGUGCAAGAACAACUUCGAAAAUGCAUUAAAUGUGUUAGAAAUAAGCCGGAAGUUGGUAGUCAACUGAUGGGCGAACUUCCAUUCCAUCGAGUCAAUCCACCACAACGUCCGUUCCUCGCAACAGGCGUCGAUUACACCGGCGCAAUCGAGCUAAAAUCGUAUAGAUUUCGUGGAAAUACGACAUACAAAGGGUACAUCGCUAUUUUCAUUUCUUUAGCUACAAAGUGCAUUCAUCUGGAAGCAGUCACAGGCAUGUCAACGGAAAACUUCUUGAUGGCCCUGCAACGAUUCAUUGGACGUCGAGGUAUGUGCAAAGACAUCUACAGCGAUUGCGGAACAAAUUUUAUAGGCGUUGACAAGGUACUUCAACCAAAUGAACGUAAAUUUGCGGAGGACAUAGAGCAAGAAGUCGUGCCGAAAUUAGCAAGCCAAG